UUAAACGAAGAAGAAGAAGAAACCGGAAGUACGUUUCUGUUAAAAUGAACCAAGAAGGCAACCGAUGCUAAAUGUUAGGACCUUACACCGCCAAGUGACAAACAUGGACGAGGAGCUGGAGGAGUUCAUCAGAGAGAGGAAGCAGCGAGUGGCUGAAGACAGAGCCCUGCUGGACCUGGACCUGGACCAGGACCUGGACCAGGACCCUCCUUACCUGGACAUGAAGGUAAAGCCUCGCAGGAUCUACGGGUCUACUGUGAAGGAGAACAUCCCUCCAAGGUUUACAGCCCAAAGGAAAGAUGACAGCAGCAGUGUGGGUCUCCCUCUCGGUGUGGACUAUGAGAAGAAGAAACAGAGGCUGCAGAAUGAGCUCCGUCUGGACUACAGGCGUCACAUGGCUCAGAAAAACCACUUGGACCCUGCAGASUACAGACCUUUAAGACCUCAUGAUAGAACCAUCAAGCAGCUUCCGUCUGAAGAUCAGACUGAUGUUUGUGUGAAACACAGCUCAGUGCUGCAGAGACAUGCUGACCGGGGGUCCCACAGAGCGCUGCCCCUCUCUACAGAAGACAAGGAUCCAGCAUCACUGAUCCUCAGCCCUGGAGAYCUGCAGGGGUCUUCAGAGGAGGAGGAGCAGGCUGCAGGCAGGCUGCAGGCAGCUGAGGCCACGAGGAGGAGGAGCCAGUCCACUAGAACCAGGGAUGAAAUGGAAACUUUAGCAGGUGUUAAGAGAGAAAACAGGAGAUGGAGAGCACCGAGCAAAAACGAGGAUGUUGAGUUCGUCACAGGCCUUAUGAUCGGGGCAGCUGACUCAGACGAGGCUCUGCAGAGGAAGAAGGAGCGCUACAGACAGGAGCUGCAGGAGCAGAUCGCUGAGCAGCACCGCAACAAGAAGAGGGAGAAGGACUUGGAACUGAAAGUGGCUGCGACAGGAGCCAUCGACCCUGAGAAGCAGCCUGACAGAAUCCGUCAGUUUGGACUGAGCAGGAGGAAAGCUGCUCUGGUUUCAGAGCCAGCAGCUAAAACGUCCCUCAGUCCUGACACGACUGAGAUGGCUCCUCCUGAGGAGCCACGUGUUGUCUUCCAGUCCCCUCUGCAGGACUUCAGCUCUGUUCUCAGCCUGGGGGGCAGCAGUCAGCCCACUGCCAUGAGCUUACCCAGAAACCCCAUGUUUCUUCCUCACCCACCCUCCUCACUAAGUGAACCUUACAGAAGCCCAUACGGAGAACCUCAUCAGUUCUACGGAACCAGAAACCCACCUGAUCCAGGCCUGGCCCCCUACGCUCAUUACUCUGUUCCUGGUGCUGGGUUUCCUCUGUCCUACUGGACCGUACCAYCGGGGGGAGGGGUGUCCAGUCAGCUGGAGAACCACAGUCCUCACAGCCAGCUCAGUGCUUCAAGCUUCGCUGAGCCUCAGAUUCAGCCCGGCAAUGACCCUGCUGCUGGGGAUUUACAAACCAGGGUCUUCACCUCAGAGAGACCCAGGUCUACCAGGGACAGGAUUCUGAACUACAGAGAGGCCCUGAAACAACAGAUCCAGGAGCAACGAGAACGCAGGUGUCAGGAGAGGGAGGAGAGGCAGCGCCACGAGGCCCAGCUCCAGGCCCACAUGCAGAACCACCAGCCCUGGGGCCGAGGUGGAGGAGGAGCUCCUCUGAGGGACAGCACGGGGAAUCUCCUGGCUGACCUGAAGCAGAUGCACAAACAGAACCAGGAGGCUUACAGCAACCCAGAGGUGUGGCAGAGGAGAGCUUCAGCUGCCAGGACAGACCGCCCAGCAGAGCUGCUGGACCCCACUGAGGAGGGCUGUGCUUCUGUCCCAGAGUCCAGCAGGCACAGUGUCACAGACAGGACCCCUGGUUUCACUCAUGUCCAGACGCCACAGUUUGCCAGAGGCAAAGUGUUUUCCAGCCAAGCCACAGARCAUCAGCUGCAGGAGCAGGACAAAUACAAAGCUUACCUCAGACAGCAGAUUGAGGAGAAAAUGCGUAAAAAAGCUGCUGAGAGGGAGCGGCUCCGGCUGGAGGAGGAAAGGGAGGAGAAGAGGCUGGCAGAACAGAGAGCGCGCAUCCAGAGGGAGUACGAGGAGGAGCAGGAGAGGAAGAGACGCAAGGAAAUGGAGCAAAAGGCGAAGAACGAGGAGCUGAUUCAGCUGGCUGAGCAGAGGAAGACUGAUGCAGAGAGGAGGAAGAAGGAGGCUGAGGAGGAGGAGACGGCAGAGAGGAGGAGACGAUAUGAGAGAGAGAGACAGGCACGAGUAGACGAGGUGCACAGAGAGCCAUCGCCUCCAAUCCCCACUCUGCUGAGGAAACAAGGGAGACACCAGCCCCUGCCCAGACCUCCAGCUGUUAACAGCCAAAACUACACAGCUCCUCUGUCUACAUCAGCUGCGUCCAGCCGUGGACGUGUUUGACAUGGCCCGGCUUCGUCUCCAGGCUCCGGUCCGAAGGCCCGCCUCCAGAAACCUGCUGCGGAUCCACGACUCCCUUCAGCUGAAACAGCCUGGAAACACACGAGCAG
This is a messenger RNA of Austrofundulus limnaeus, 2520 nucleotides long. Its product is annotated as centrosome and spindle pole-associated protein 1. Lineage: Eukaryota; Metazoa; Chordata; Actinopteri; Cyprinodontiformes; Rivulidae. Gene Ontology annotation, cellular component: microtubule; spindle pole; centrosome. Gene Ontology annotation, biological process: positive regulation of cytokinesis. The record is from RefSeq and is a predicted model, not a curated record.